This is a messenger RNA of Cetraspora pellucida, 1356 nucleotides long. The record is from the annotation of a GenBank genome assembly. NCBI's taxonomy places the organism in Eukaryota, Fungi, Glomeromycota, Glomeromycetes, Diversisporales, Gigasporaceae.
AUGGCAAGCGAAGAUGAAUUUGAUGUUGCAGAUCUAUGUUUUGCAAGCAAUGUCGAAACAGAUAUAUUUAAUAAAUUUCUUUUUAAUGAAACUGAGGAAAAAGCUAAUGAUUUAACAAAAAAUGAAUCUGAAACUAAAGAAUUUACAGAUUUAGAGAAAGGUUUAUACCCUUUAACAAAAGGUCAAAUUUUUAUAAAUUGGAAAGACGUUGAAAGUUAUCUUGAUAAACAUGGCCAUGAACGAGGAUUUGCAUUUUUAUUAGCGAAAAGUGAACUGGAUAAAAAUAAUGGAAUUCCAAGACAUCACGUUUAUUACUGCUCAAAAGGGCACUGCUAUGAAAUAAGAAAAAAAGCAUAUACAUUAGAAGAAAGAAACAAAGCACAUGAAAGUAAUGGAUAUGAAUUUCAUAUUAAUUUUCAUAGAUGGAAGAGUAAUAAUCAAAUACACCUCUCAGAAGGAUUAGCACCUAAAGUCAUUUAUACAGAUGCGAAUCCAGCUCUUAUUAGUGCAAUAGAAAGUGUACUUGCAUUCACACACAGGUUUUUUAAUUGUGGCAUACAAUCAACUCAAAGAGUUGAAGUUUAUAAUGCAAUUCUCAAAAAAUCAUUAAAUGGAACAACAACAUUGAUGGAAGUGGGCAUGUUUAGCGAAGAUUUAUAUGAUGAGAUACUGGUUGAAUUAACUGAACUUGUUAGUGACAUUAGCCCUGAUGAUAUCAAAGAGCUUAGAGUGUUCCAUAUUGGAAUUCUGGCAAAACGUUGGUUUAGUGACUGGGCAAUACAAAAAAAUGAAGACCUUAAUAGUAAACGUGCUAUUUCAAUUCGAAAAGGACAAGAUUUUGGCACGUUUGAGCAUAAGAUUCAGCAUGACUUUUCCUUGAUUGAUUCAAUACACAGCAAAUAUGUUUUUAUGCCUAAAAUACAGAAUCAUGUGAAGAGUCAUUCUCUUUAUGGUAAGAGCUUUGGUUUGAUGAAAAAAGCCUUAAAUUUGGCAAUCGAAACUGGAUGUACUGGAGAGUUAUAUAAGUUACAUCAGCAGUUUAUAGCAAAUAUGAAGAGACAACUCGCAGAACAAGAAGGAAAUAUUUUGGAAUUAGAUGAGAAAAAUUAUUAUGGUCGAAAACAUCAAAAGCGUAUAGCAGCAUUUAAUGAUAGUCCACGAAAAAAAGUAUUAAAAGAAUCAACUAGCAUGCAACAUAGUGAGAAUUUAGUAGAGACGAGGACAGGUCUUGAUACAGUAACUAGCCAUGAAGAUAUGUUAGAAUCAAUUACACAAGGCAAGAAAAAACAUGCAUAUAUAUGUGGUAAUUGUGGUAAAGAUGGUCAUUGUAGAUCUUGUUGUCCUAAUAUGAAGUAA